Messenger RNA from Eleginops maclovinus (Patagonian blennie), 938 nucleotides. RefSeq names its product ribosomal L24 domain containing 1 (gene rsl24d1). Gene Ontology annotation, cellular component: nucleolus. The transcript is spliced from 6 exons. Gene Ontology annotation, biological process: ribosomal large subunit biogenesis. NCBI's taxonomy places the organism in Eukaryota, Metazoa, Chordata, Actinopteri, Perciformes, Eleginopidae. The record is from RefSeq and is a predicted model, not a curated record. The coding region runs from base 110 to 604 and encodes 164 amino acids.
CAGGGGGCAGGCGCUGCAGCCGCGGGCAGGGGAAGUAGGAAGAAGAAGAAGAGGAGACGGAUCGGUCUUGUUUGUAUCGGUGCUCGCACGCAGCGUAUCUGCUGUGAAAAUGCGCAUCGAAAAAUGUUACUUCUGCUCGGGACCAGUGUAUCCCGGGCAUGGAGUAAUGUUCGUAAGGAAUGAUUGCAAGUCAUUCAGAUUCUGCAGAUCAAAAUGCCACAAGAACUUCAAGAAGAAGCGUAACCCAAGAAAGACCAGAUGGACCAAAGCAUUCAGAAAGGCAAAUGGAAAGGAAUUGACCGUGGAUAACGCCUUGGAGUUUGAGAAACGCAGAAAUAUACCUGUUAAAUAUAACAGGGCUGUUUGGGAUAAGACAGUGGAAGCAAUGAAGAGGGUGGAAGAAAUAAAACGGAAACGACAGGCACGAUUUAUCAUGAACAGAUUAAAGAAGUGCAAACAGUUGGAGAAGGAGGAGGCCAUCAACGAAGUGAAGAAAAAUAUUCAGCUUAUCAGAGCACCCCAUGCAGGAAAGGCCAAACAACUGGAAGACAAGAUGGUGCAGAAGUUGCAAGAAGACGUGGACAUGGUGGAUGAAAAUCUCUAAUCUUCUGAAUCUCUAAUCUUCUGAAAGAGUUUUCUUUGUGUGAUGACUCUCAUGACCGACUUAACAUGUAUUAUAUUGUACUUGUGUUUUGGAAUUAAAAUUUCCAAUUGGCUGAUAAAAAAGCUCAAGAGGACUGAAAGCUAAGGUCUAACAAUUAUCUGCCCCUUAACGCAGCAGUAAUUAACCACACGCCUCCAAGUUUGUUUAUUUGUUUGUUCAUUCCUGUGUGGUAGUUAAUGGUUUAAAGAAUUUUCCCAAUCAUUUUGCAGAUUAAAAUGUAUUAAGAGUGAUGCAGAACAAUUUAAAAAAGGUAAUAAACAUCUUUUCAACUAUU